UCCCUAUAUAAAAAAAAAAACCUUGUAACCACAAAAUCUGAGAAGAGAAGCAGAAAGAGCUCAGCCAUGAUGGCAGGUUUUAAAGUUCUUAGCGCAGAUCUUCAACUUGAUGCUAACAAAUCAGCUCACAAUACUGGCGCCUACAUGAGCAGGGAGCUAAUUGUUCGCAGGGGACAACCAGUCCGCCUGGUGCUAAAUUUCAACACAUCAGUGAGAGUUGAGGACCGUCUGCAGUUCACCGCUGGUCUUAUCACAACUAACGCAAGUACGCCUCUCCUCGAGUUUAAUUUCUACGAUUCCAGAUCCCCAGCAGUCAACAGUUGGGGAGCUCAGAGAGUGGAAACUGGUCGUAACUCAGUCACUUUAAAUGUCUUUACGCCAUCCAAUGCUAUAAUUGGUCGGUAUAUUCUAUCAAUACAUACAAGCGAAGGGCAGUCGAAUUUGGCUUCCAUCGUACUCCUCUUCAACCCAUGGGCAAAAGGUGAUGUUGUUUACCUAUCUGAUCAGGCAGAAAGACAAGAAUAUGUUCUAUCAGAAGUUGGCCUCAUCUACAUGGGGACUCCAAGCUAUCCCCAAUACACAUUCUGGAACUUUGGUCAGUUUCAAGACAAUAUACUAAAUAUAAGCCUUAGUCUCCUGGAUUCAACCCAGAGUUUUCAGCGUAACGCAACAGAAGAUGUACGAAAGCGCAACAAUCCGAUCCAUGUUUGCAGGGUCUUGAGCUCUAUACUUAAUAGUAUGGAUAACAAUGGAGUUGUAGAAGGUAACUGGAGUGGAGAAUAUUCUGAUGGAACAGAUCCCAACUCUUGGACUGGAAGCACCCCAAUCUUGAGAAGCUGGUUUGGCCAAAGGCGACCAGUGAAAUAUGGACAAUGUUGGGUGUUUGCUGGAGUCUCCUGCACAGUCAGCAGAUGCCUGGGAUUACCCUGCCGGGUGAUUACUAACUACAACUCUGCACAUGACACAGAUCACAACCUCAGCAUUGAACUAUAUUACAACUCCAUGGGAGAAUCAUUGUCAAGGAGCGAAGACAGUAUCUGGAAUUUCCAUUGCUGGAAUGAAAGCUGGUACCUUCGGUCAGAUCUGGGAAAUUUCUAUAGUGGAUGGCAGGUUUGGGAUUCAACGCCACAGGAAAAGAGUGAUGGACUUUACCAGCUUGGGCCCACGUCACAACGAGCAGUUAAAGAAGGAGAAGUGGACAUGAAGUUCGAUACACCCUUUGUAUUUGCAGAAGUGAAUGCCGAUGUCAUCAUUUUCAUUGAGCAAAACAAUGGAAGGGUCACAAAAGGACCAACACGUGAAAACUAUGUUGGCCAGCUGAUCUGCACCAAGGCUGUAGGUCAAAAAGCAUUGAAAGAUAUAUCACUGGAUUACAAGUAUCAGGAAGGUUCAUCUAAAGAGCGAGAGAUUUAUUCAAAGGCCCGGAGGAAGAUAAGAGGUGCUCAAUUCGAAGCUCUAAUGUCCACACCACCUGCCCCACAGGUUACUGGGAAGAUAACUGUUUCUGGAACGCCUACAGUUGGAGAAGAUAUCAAUGUGACUUUAACGCUAACGAACAUGACCUCGGAUAACAAAGCUGUUACUGUAAACCUGAGUGCAGCAGCUAUCGUGUACAACAACAUCGUGAGACGGCCAAUACUUAACAAUUCUGAAGCUGUACAGCUAGGGCCAAAUGAAGAAAAGGGUGUGCCACUACAGAUCAAAUAUUCUCAGUAUGACAAGCAACUGACCAGUGAUAAGAUGAUCCACAUUACUGCUGUGUACAAGGUCGAAAAUAUGGCAGAAACAUUUGUGGAAACGAAUAUUGUCCUAUUGAAUCCACCUCUACAAAUCAAGGCACUUAAAACAGCUAUAUUAGACAGUCCAAUGGUGGUAGAAGUCACAUUUAUGAACCCUCUAUCAACACCUGUCACAGGUUGUGUUUUUAAGGCUGAAGGCAGCGGUUUAACAAAAGAUGUUGUCGAAAAAAACAUGGGCCAAUUGGAACCAGGCCAGAAGACCAGUGUUAAAAUUGAGUUUAUUCCCUACAUGGUUGGUGAGAAGGAGCUACUGGUCAUUCUCACGUGUGACAAGUUCAAAGAUAUAAAGGGCCAUCUCAGCAUCAAUGUGCAGAGUUCCUCCAGGCGUCUGCGUGCAUGUUGUGUCUAGCUGUGCUUUUAAGGAAAGAGAAGGUGCACUAAUAUCCACGUAGUUCCAUCCAGGUGUAGACUUGAUAAAGGGCCCUGUGAGGUCCAAAAAGUUGUCUGUAGGCCACUGUGAGCCAAUAAAAAAAAACUUUUGGGCACUUUUCAACACAAA
Xenopus laevis (African clawed frog) is the source of this 2298-nucleotide messenger RNA. It is a transcript of the gene tgm3l.2.L, whose product is annotated as protein-glutamine gamma-glutamyltransferase E. Lineage: Eukaryota; Metazoa; Chordata; Amphibia; Anura; Pipidae. The transcript is spliced from 13 exons. Bases 67 to 2148 code for a protein of 693 amino acids. The record is from RefSeq and is a predicted model, not a curated record.